Messenger RNA from Emiliania huxleyi CCMP1516, 1281 nucleotides. RefSeq lists its product as hypothetical. Gene Ontology annotation, cellular component: nucleus; perinuclear region of cytoplasm; cytosol. Bases 1 to 1281 code for a protein of 426 amino acids. Gene Ontology annotation, molecular function: small GTPase binding; GTPase activator activity. Gene Ontology annotation, biological process: activation of GTPase activity; nucleocytoplasmic transport. NCBI's taxonomy places the organism in Eukaryota, Haptophyta, Isochrysidales, Noelaerhabdaceae. The transcript is spliced from 5 exons. The record is from RefSeq and is a predicted model, not a curated record.
AUGGUGGACGUUGCGAUUGGCACGCCCGUGCCGGCGUCCAACGCAAAAGUCGUCGCCUACCCGGUGCCCGACGCGGCGGCCUCUUCCGACUCGCCCGACGAGGCGGGCCGCAUCGUGCCAACGGACGCAGCGCUGCGCGAGAACCAACGCCUGACCGGGCUAACGGACGUAGAGCUGCAGCGGGAGGUGGUGGACGUCGCAUUUUCAGGGCUGCGCGCAGACACCCUCCACACGCUGCUGUGGCGGCUGCACACGCCGGGCUGCCCAAAUCUGCGCGUGCUCAACCUCAAAGCCAACCGGGGCCUCGACGACGGUGUUGCAAUAUCGCUGGCACGUGUCCUGCCCGGCGCCUGCCCCGCUCUCGAGUGCGUGGAUCUGAGCGGACCGCCCGUUGGUGGCGUCGCGCUCGCCUCGAUGAUGCCUCGCCUCAAGUGCUUGCAAAGCCUUCUCCUCAGCUUCAACGCCCUCGAAAACGGUGCGGCUGCGGCUCUCGCGCAGAGCGCCCCCGCGUGCACCGCGCUUUUGCGCCUUGAACUGCUGCACAACAGCUUUGGCGGCGACGCAGCGCGGGCGAUCGUGGCGCCGUUUGCGGCGCUGCUCAGCAGCGAGAACGUCGUGCUGACUCGCCUUGAGCUGAGGGACGCCGACCUCGUGCUCCUCGUUGCGUCUCUGCCUGCGCGUGGCGGGGCGCUCCGUUCCCUUGACCUAUCCAGGAACGGGUUGCGCGACGCGACGGCGAUCGCGUCGCACUUCGGCGGCGGCGGCGCGCCCGAGCUUGUCUCGCUCAAGCUGGGGCACAACCCGCUCUCAGCAGCGACGCUGAAGAGCCUCGGCUGCGCGCUGCCCUCGAUGCGCGCGCUGCAGACGCUCUCGCUCUCGCAUGGCGAUCUGGGCGACGAGGGUGCACAGGCUCUCUUUGGCAGCCUCGCGUCAGAAGGCGCCCUGUCCGCCUCCGGCGUCAAGCCCGCGGCGGAACUGCGCAUUCUUGAGCUGCGGGGAUGCGGCGUCGGCGACGGUGGCAUGCGCGCGCUCGUCGCCGCCCUCGGCGGUGGGAGGAUGCCACAGCUGCGCAAGUUGCUCCUCCGUGGCAAUGACGUCGGCGACGACGCGACGCUCGGCUCGCUGGCGCAGGCAAUCGGCCCGCUGGCGGCGCUCAUCGAGAUUGAGCUGGGCGGCAACCCAUUCCGCUCGUCAAUGGGCGCCCUCGGCCUCGCCACGCCGCCCGGCCUCAAGGCGUUGCAAAAGGCGUGCAAGGGGAAGAAGGUGAUUCUCUCGUCGUGA